AUGGAACACGAGUCGCUCCGAUUGCGCGCUGCUGUGGUGUAUGCUCUAACUCUCGCAGCUCAGCCUGCCUGUGGGCAGCAGUUGGGUUCCACGUUCCAGCGCCGAUUCAUCCUCGGCCGCGGCGCCUGCGCCACGCCAGGCGGCGGCCAGGGCUCCUACUCGGAAGUUUGGGAGCUGUCGCACGAGCGGUGUGCAGAGGCGUGCUUGAACGACCGCGAGUGCGUCGCGUACGAGUACUCGACGACGAAACGGUACAAACUGUGCGAGAAGCACAAAGAGGUCCCUUCGCACUCAGUGCCAGUCGACAACAGCGCGUGCUUUGUCCUCGAGAGCGCGCUCAGCCUAAGAACCUUCAAACCCUUUCGGGGCGGGGACGCGAGGUAUCGUGGAGCAGUCUCAGCGGCCGGCCCGCUAGGAUGGCCUCCUCCCCCGCCGGCGAUCGUCGUCCCUCCGCGGGCGUGCGGCUCGCCGUCGUCGAUGCCGUCGUCGAUGCCAUCGUCGAGCAGCGGCGGCGAUGGGUUUGCCGGGUGCGACUUGCGGCUCGUUCAGUGGGACGGCCUCAGCGUAGAGUCAGUCAACCUGGACGGCGCGGACCUCUCGGGCGGCAGCUUCACCCGCGCGCAGUUCUUCCGCUCCACGCUCCGCGCGACUUUCGUCCGCACGAACCUCUCGCGCGCGACUUUCCGAGGAGCGAAUUUGGAGGGGGCCGACUUCACUCUGGCCAGAGGAACGACGCCCUCGACCUUCGACAUGGCGCGAGGGCACUUCAAGGCGCCCGACCCCGCCGCGAGCCAAGUCAAGGCGGGUUGUGCGGCGCUGCCGGCCUUCGGCGCCUCGUACCCCGGCUGUGACCUGCGGGCGAGAAGCUGGGACGGCGUCAACCUCGAGCAGGCGCGAGAUCGCCCCGAGAGGCCACCCGGGGCGGACCUCCGCGGCGCGAGCCUCAACUCCGCGCGCCUCGACGACGCGGACCUGACCAAGGCGGACCUGGUCGGCGCAGAGCUCACCGAGGCCUCCCUCCGCCGCGCAGACUUCCGCAUGUCGCAGCUCGGCGCCGCAAAGGCGGAGGAGGCGGACUUUUCCGACGCGGUCGCGGAGAAGGCGCUCUUCGAGGGGGCGGCCGCGCCGCGCGCCCAGUUCGCUCGCGCGCGGCUGGCCGAGUCCCAGUUCAACGGGGCGAGGCUGGUCGGGGCGAGCUUCGCUAAGGCGGACCUGGUGGGCGCCUCGUUCAAGGACGCGGCCGUCGAAGGGGUCGACUUCACGGGCGCGCUCAUGGAUGUGGCCACCGACUUCACCGGCGCAAUUGGAGUCGACAAAGUCGCCGCGUGGCCGGCCGGGUACAGCCCCCCGCUUGGGUAG
This is a messenger RNA of Emiliania huxleyi CCMP1516, 1359 nucleotides long. RefSeq lists its product as hypothetical. The record is from RefSeq and is a predicted model, not a curated record. Bases 1 to 1359 code for a protein of 452 amino acids. NCBI's taxonomy places the organism in Eukaryota, Haptophyta, Isochrysidales, Noelaerhabdaceae. The transcript has 7 exons.